CCAUUGCAAGACGCGGUUUCGUUAAGACGCUCGAUUAAACAUAUUUUUUGUGUAGUCUCGCGAUUAUGAUUCGAAUACAGCACUAGUUUAAUGUGCAUGGUGUUCGGAAUUGAAGUGUUGAUAAUUACAUACAGAAAUAAUUGUGGAUAGAAAGUGGAUGGAAAUAUAUUAGACGAUCUAUAAGGAGUUGGAGUACAGUUAUAAAACAUUUGAAAUUAAUUGUAAGAAGUCGAAGACAUUCAAUCUUAUUGCAAUAUUGCGAAGGAACAUUUAAAGUGAAAUACACACAUCGUCGCUGCGGUUGAAAUUAUUUUGUUGUGUUAUGGUGUUUAUUCUAUAAGAAGAAGAAAUAUAAAAGAAGUUAUAUAAGGUAUAUAUACCCAUUUUAGAAGAAAAUAAAAAAAAACAACAGCGAAGAAAACGAGUUUUUUUUACAAUCAUUCUAACCAUAUGAAUAACAAAAUAUUUUUUUUUAAAUGAAUUUAUAUGCAAGACGAGUGCGUUGAUGAGUGUUUUAUUUCUAAAAAAGCCCAAAAAAAUUCAAUUCUUCAUUUUAUUUGAAAAAAUACGAUUUUUAUUUGAGUAAAUAAAGAACAAAAAAAAAAUCGAGAAAAAAGUUGUGCAUACAAGAUUUUCAAGAAGGAAAAAUAAAUACGCAUCUGAAACAACAAGUGUUGUUAUACAAAAAGGGAAUAUAACUAAACCAAUAAAAUUAAACAAACACAAGACGAAAAUAUUAUAGCUUUCAAAUACGAAAUAGUUUGAUAGUAAUGCUUACACAUGGGUGUUCAAUGAAAAUGUUGGAUAUACAAAAUUGGUGAGAAUAACAUUGGACUUGAAACGAAUAUACAGCAAGACUUGGAUGAGAAGUUAAAUUCGAAAUUGGAAUCACAAAGAAACAGACAAACAAUGACAAACGUGCACGUACUGGCGACUUUUGUGAUUGUAUUCAAUUCAGUGAUCAACUUAUCGGCAUCGGAAAAUGAUUUUCGAUACAUUUCCUAUCAAGAUCUAAUACCGUCGUCCGAUCGUUUUACUGAUGGAAAUGUGACAUCGUUUUCCAGACUAUUGUUCGAUGUGUCCAGAGAUCAAGUGAUUGUCGGUGCACGGGACACAUUGUAUCGCAUGUCGUUCACAUUGAAGACCCGAGAAAAAUCGGUAUGGGAAGCAUCAAUGUCCAUGAUGGAAACGUGCCAGAAUAAGGGACAAAGUGAAUUGGAUUGUCGAAAUCACAUUAUGGUACUGCAGAACUAUGGAAAUCAAUUGUAUGCCUGCGGAACGUAUGCAUUCAGUCCGUAUUGUUCGUGGAGACAGAUGGAAAACCUGAACGUAACACGAUACGAUAAAGGUGUUGCAAAAUGCCCGUUCAAUCCUCAUGCUAACAUUACCACACUAAUGACGGAAAAUGGACAAAUGUUUGUUGGUUCACCGACCGAUUUCUCCGGUAGCGAUCCAGCCAUUUUGCGGGCAGAUGUUUCGCAGGAUGGUACGCGAAUGCUGCGCUCCAGUCAGUACAACUCAAAGUGGUUAAACGAUCCACAAUUCGUUAAUAGUUUUGAGGCUGGCGAAUUUGUUUAUUUCGUGUUUCGCGAAACGGCUGUAGAAUACAUCAAUUGUGGAAAGGUUGUAUACUCUCGCAUAGCACGUGUAUGCAAAUCGGAUCCAGGUGGUGAACAUAUCCUUAAAGACAAUUGGACGUCGUUUGUAAAGGCACGAUUGAAUUGUUCGUUGCCUGGUGAAUAUCCUUUCUAUUUCAACGAAGUGCAAGGAAUUAAAUAUUCCGCUGAAGAGGGUGUUAUGUAUGGGACAUUCACCACACCAGAAAACAGCAUCCACGGAUCGGCCAUCUGUGCAUUCAAUAUGUCUUCAAUCCAAGCUGCAUUCAGUGGUCCGUUCAAACAUCAGGAAUCGAUAAAUUCGGCUUGGGAGCGUCAGGAUCUCCCGAACCGCGCUCACUUUGAAUGCAAAAUUGAUAAAGGAACAAACUUCCGACACAAUCAAUUGCUCGACUCGUCACGUUAUCAGCUCAUGGAUCAGGCCGUUCAGCCGACAACGGCCUAUCCGCUACAUGUCUCGAAACUGGAACGAUUUAUUCACAUUGCCCUCGACAAUAUAUCGACAAAGUUGCACGAAAACGUUCGCAUCAUUUACGUAUCGACGGAGGCUGGCCUUAUCAAAAAGAUAUCCGUUUUGCCGCGGACGAAAGAAACGUGUGUGAUCGAGAUGUGGCAGCCGGAUGUGAACAACGGUCGCAUAAGAGUGAUUGACUUUUUGAAGGAAACAGAAUCGCUGUAUGUCGGAAGUGAUACGGGCCUUAUGAGAAUACCAGCUCAGCAUUGUAACCGUCAUGUUUCGAAGGCUAGCUGCUUAAACGCAAUGGACCCGUAUUGUGGAUGGAACGAACUUCAAGAGGCAUGCACGGCGCCACCGAACGGUGACACAUUGGCGAGAUAUUGGGUGCAAAAUAGCACAACAUGUCCACUGUUAACUGCUGGUGUUGUUGACGGAGGAUGGUCAGCAUGGGGCGAAUGGCAUAAGUGUUCACAAACAUCGGGCCAGUUAAAUGACGAUCUAUCAUCCCCAGACUCUUGUCUGUGUCGAACGAGAUCUUGCGAUAAUCCGAGUCCGAAAAAUGGAGGUACCAUGUGUGAAGGUGUGUCAAUAAUGGUAACAAAUUGCACGGUUAAUGGUGGAUGGACAGAUUGGAGUGCUUGGUCGGCUUGUUCUCAAAGUUGUGGUAUGGCCGUCAAAACGAGGCGCCGAACUUGUGGCAAUCCAAAACCAGCUCAUGGUGGAAGAGUAUGCGUUGGUCCUGAUCGUGCCGAACUAUACUGUAGUCAUUUGCCACCCUGUCCUGUACCGAAACAAACGCCGAUUGAUGGUGCAUGGGGUCCUUGGGGUUCGUACAGCGAAUGUAGUGCAGAAUGCGGUGGAGGCUAUAAGAUUCGGCGAAGAAAAUGUGAUGAUCCAGAGCCGCAAAACGGAGGCCUGGAUUGUUCUGGAUGUCAUUUGGACUAUGAAGUGUGUAACACGCACCCUUGUACUGAAGUGAAGAAAAUGGGCUCUUGGACUCCGUGGAUGGUACAAUUAAACGGUUCGACUGGAGAUGGUGGACAGUUGGAACGACGAUUCCGAUUUUCCUGUAAAGCCAACGUUCCCGAUGCGAACAGCCUAAAAGUUUCACUGGCUAAAGAGGAAACAAGAAUCUGUCAUACCGACGGUUCGUGUCAACGAUCUGGUGAUGGAGGCGAUGAAGCUGGUUGGACGGAUUGGGGAUCGUGGAGUCAAUGCAGUGUAGAAUGUGGCGGCGGACAGCAAUUUAGAACGAGAACUUGUGAACGCGGCAAUUGUGAUGGAACGUCGAAAAUGGCGAGGGCUUGUAACACACACUCUUGCAAAGGUGUUUGGAGUUGUUGGACAGAUUGGUCGCCAUGCUCGGUAACGUGCGGUCUAGGAAAGAGAUCUCGCACAAGAGAUUGCAUGACACCAGGAAAAGAUGGAUGUGAAGGACUGAGCACAGAAUUUGAAACUUGUGAACUACCGCUGUGUGACUCAUUCUUGGGAUGGAGCAGUUGGAGCGAAUGGACCGUUUGCAGUGAAGAUGGCUUAAAAACAAGACAUCGAAAAUGUUUAACGACAAAUCCAAGCCCAAAGGAAUGUCAAGGUCACGAGCAGGAAGUGCAUCAAUGUGACUCGUACAAGAGUAACGAAAUUGUUCAGUCAGCCUCCAUAGGAGCUGGAACAUUAUUCUCCCUAAUGGCAGUGAUUAUGUUGGUUUGUAUCGUCGGCACGGCAUUCUCGACCUACUUGUACAUGAAGAAACGAUUUCUCUUGCCGAGAGACAUCAAAAACAUUGGAUCACCGUGCUUCGACUCGUAUCCGAAUCAAUACUCCAGCCUACCCACCAAGGACGACCGACCGAAGGUAAAGCGCCAAACAUCGUUUAAAGGCUGCGAUACGGGAGCUAAUGCAAAACUGCUAAUGAACGGCCACGGAACACUAACGAAGUCCGUGAAUGUGGCGGUAAAUAAUACACCGAAAGCACUGGCCAAAUCGUACGAGAUUGACACGGCUACAAUAAAACGGAAUUCGCAUGGACUAAACAAUGUGCGACCGGUGCGAUCAAUCGAGGACGAUAAAUUUUAAUCGGAUUGCGUUGACGGUUGUACAGUCAACAAGGAAUUGUUGAAUGCCAUUUUACGAAUCUAAGAUUCAUCUAAACAUUCAACACCGAACAGUAUAGUGAUCAUGAUGUAGAAACAGUAGUACAAUGUUACGUACGCUGAGAAUUUUGUUGAAAAAUAGUAUUUUAAUGCAAGUGUCAUUGAGGCUGCUGUGGUUUCUCUGAACCUCUAUUAGGUGUAAAUUUAUGUUGUUUAUAUAAGAUUAGGUCGAUGAGGACGGUCGGAGAGAAUGUGAUGAUUAAGGAAGCAGCAAUUUUACAAAGUGUGAGUUUGUUCGAUAAGCAGAUUUAAUGUGAUCCAACUAACUCUAGAUUUGAACUAAGAAAAAAAAAAUUGCUGUCCGGCCACCAGGUUUAUCUGUAGAAUUUUUAAAACAUCUUCAAGAAAUUCCUUGACAAUCCUUUUAGAGGAAAAUACUCGAAAAAACGUAACUAGAGUAUCGCAUUUCUCAAUGGUCGGUGCCGCUAAUUCGAAUUCUUAAAUUUGGAGAAUUCGUAACUUUCUGGACAUGCCCUCCUAGAAUUACUCAGAAGAACAAUAGAGUGUUGCUUUGAGCAAUAUUUCUCAGUACUGUCACUGAUUAACGCUUUCGGCAGGUCCUUCUUCUGUUAACAAAUGAUUACUUUUAUUUAAAUUUUGGAGCUCAAAAAACCGACUCACUGGCAGUGAUUUCUGUGGAAAUAGUGACCGACAAUCAAUACGAAAUGAUUCCUCCUGAAUGCCGUGAAAAUGGUUGAAGAGAAUGGUCCAAAGGGAAUAAAUACCUCCUCCAGUAGUCGCCUAUGUUGAACAUGAUGUUCCCCUACUACCUUGCUAAAGUUUCCAAAAUUUGCUAAAACAUCUUUUGGCAUAUUUAGCAAAAAUCAGUCCAGUCUUGGCGCGAGUUACGUAGCAGCAGCAAUUGAUUUUUCAAAAUCUUAAAAAAGUUUUAAUUUUGAAAUUCAAAUUUUUUCACAUUUUUUCACAUUUUUUCACAGAGAAAAUUCACGCCCAUUGUCAUAAAUCAUUAGUGGACCAUUGUCGUCAUUGUCCAUUCCAUCCUGAAAAUUAAAUGCGAAAAUGCCCGACUCAAGAAAGUCCUCUUAGAAUUUGUUCUAGUUCCCGAAAUUUGAAAAAGAAGCCCGAUCAAUGUCCACAAAAAUCAACUAAUUUUUUUGAAAGUGGUUUUUGCUUCUUGGGAUCGAUACCUAUCUAGGCGCAAGGACUUUUUUAGGGAAUGUGUUCGAUUUAAGUAGGUCGUUUUUCAAAACAAUCCUUCAAACAGUUUUGAUUGUUUGUGUGGAUCAGCUGAAGAAAUUCAUGCUGAAAUUUCACUAGCACACUAACACGUUCUUCAAAAACAUUCUAGCAUCGUGUUCACACUUAAAAAAUCUAUUCAUAAAAAAUUGAUUUAUUUUUGUAUCCAGUUCCGUUCCACUUCCCGAAGUUAGAGCAAAAUGUUUGAGCUAAAAUAAUACCUGUUCAAUGUGUUCCCGACCCUGACCUUAUUUUUGCCCUACACAGAUUUUACCGUCUGCUCAAAUCGAUAUUGGCCAUCGAUCUAAUCGACAUUGUUAAUUAUAAAUAUUGUGAAAGUUUAGGUUUUUCUGAAAAAACAAAGUUCUUAUAUAAAAAAAAUAUUUAGAAAAUUGAAAAGUCUGACUUAGAAUAGAAAAACGGAAGGAAAUUCUUUAAAGUUAUAUAAAAAAUCGAAAAAUAAAAUUUGUUAUUUAAAUCUAGAAAUAUAUAUUGAGAAGGAAUACGACAGAGUAAUAUAAAUCAGGCAGGAGCGGUUCAUUUUUGAAAUGGCGAAUAAGGUACCCAGUCAAAUCAAGCGCUCCUGCCUGGUUUACUUU
Molecule: messenger RNA, 6019 nt
Organism: Bradysia coprophila
Lineage: Eukaryota; Metazoa; Arthropoda; Insecta; Diptera; Sciaridae
Gene: Sema5c
Product: Semaphorin 5c
Biological process (GO): semaphorin-plexin signaling pathway; neural crest cell migration; axon guidance
Cellular component (GO): plasma membrane
Molecular function (GO): chemorepellent activity; semaphorin receptor binding
Source: RefSeq, a predicted model, not a curated record